CUAGAUGAUCACUAACAUCCCUUUCAGCUUUAAGACUCUUCCAGGGAUAUUGGGGACACGUAAUUCUUAUCGUGAGAUACGAAAGGAUUGGUUCGGAGUAGGCGCGGUGGGGCGGGGCCCUGUAGGAAAACACUGACCCCCUUCGACUCGGUCUCGCAGCUGGAAGGACCCCCCGAUUCCGGCGCGAGGGCUGCGGGCGGGCCAGCGGGGCCUUCUCUCCAGACUCCCGGCGUUAGGGGAGCAGGGGCGCGCUGGCGGUCAGGCGGGCGGAACCGGGAAGAGGAUUCGUUCGUCAGCCUCACGCGCGGAGAAGGAAGCCGACCCACGGCCCUGGGCGGCCGGUGCGGGCUCCUCGGCACGUCCGCAGGCUCCACUGGGCGGUGGCAGCUGCUGAGAGGCUGGAGAACCGAGGGCGGGCCUGGGAGGCGGCCCGGAGGUGGGGCGUCAGCCGGGGCCCGCAGGCGCGGGCUUCAUCUGCAGACGCACGGCCUGCGCCCCAGUGCUGAGUUCUCCGAGGUGCAAGGCGACGAGUGGCAAGAGCGGCUAUGGGCAGCCACUGGGGCUUCCUGAUCGGCCUCCUGGGAGCCGUGUGGAUGCUUCGCUCCGGCCACAGCGAGCAGCAGCCCCCGGAGACGGCGGCGCAGAGGUGCUUCUGUCAGGUUAGUGGUUACUUGGAUGAUUGUACCUGUGAUGUUGAAACCAUCGAUAAAUUUAAUAACUACAGGCUUUUCCCAAGACUACAAAAACUUCUUGAGAGUGACUACUUUAGAUAUUACAAGGUAAACUUGAAGAGGCCAUGUCCUUUCUGGAAUGAUAUCAACCAGUGUGGAAGAAGAGACUGUGCUGUGAAGCCUUGUCAGUUUGAUGAAGUUCCUGAUGGAAUUAAAUCUGCAAGCUACAAGUAUUCUGAAGAAGCCAACAAUCUCAUUGAAGAAUGUGAACAAGCUGAACGACUUGGAGCUGUGGAUGAAUCUUUGAGUGAGGAAACGCAGAAGGCUGUUCUUCAGUGGACCAAGCAUGAUUCCUCAGACAACUUCUGUGAAGCUGAUGACAUACAGUCUCCCGAUGCUGAAUAUGUAGAUUUGCUCCUUAAUCCCGAGCGCUACACCGGAUACAAGGGACCAGAUGCUUGGAAGAUAUGGAAUGUCAUUUAUGAAGAAAACUGUUUUAAGCCACAGGCAAUUAAAAGACCUUUAAAUCCUUUGGCGGCUGGUCAAGGGAAAAGUGAAGAGAACACUUUUUACAGUUGGCUAGAAGGCCUCUGUGUAGAAAAAAGAGCAUUCUACAGACUUAUAUCCGGCCUACAUGCAAGCAUUAACGUGCAUUUGAGUGCACGAUAUCUUCUACAAGAUACCUGGUUGGAACAGAAAUGGGGACACAACAUUACAGAAUUUCAGCAGCGGUUUGAUGGAAUUUUGACUAAAGGAGAAGGGCCAAGAAGGCUUAAGAACUUGUAUUUUAUCUACUUAAUAGAAUUAAGAGCUUUAUCUAAAGUGGUACCUUUCUUUGAACGCCCAGAUUUUCAGCUCUUCACUGGAAAUAAAGUUCAGGAUGCAGAAAACAAAAUGUUACUUCUGGAAAUACUUCAUGAAAUCAAGUCAUUUCCUUUGCAUUUUGAUGAGAAUUCACUUUUUGCUGGGGAUAAAAAAGAAGCAAACAAACUAAAGGAAGAAUUUCGACUGCAUUUUAGAAAUAUUUCAAGAAUCAUGGAUUGUGUUGGUUGUUUUAAAUGUAGGCUGUGGGGAAAGCUUCAGACUCAGGGUUUGGGUACUGCUCUGAAGAUCCUGUUUUCUGAAAAACUGAUAGCAAAUAUGCCAGAAAGUGGGCCCAGUUAUGAAUUUCAUCUCACCAGACAAGAAAUAGUAUCAUUAUUUAAUGCAUUUGGCAGAAUUUCUACAAGUGUGAAAGAAUUAGAAAACUUCAGGGACUUGUUACAAAAUAUACAUUAAAGAAAACAAGUUGAAAUGUGCCUGUUUCUGGACAAUGGCGGUCAAAGAGUGGAAUUUCAUUCAAAGGCGUAAUAACAAUGACAGUCUUAAGGCAAACAUUUUACAUAAAGCUGCUUUUGUAAAAGGAGAAUUAUAGUUUUAAGUAAACAAUUUUUUAAAUUGUGUUAAGUCUAUGUAUAAUAUUAUUGUGAGUAAAAGUAAUACUUGAUAACGUGGUACAAUUUUAAAGUUUAAUAUUGAAUAAAACCAGGAUUAUUAAAUUCA
Rhinolophus ferrumequinum (greater horseshoe bat) is the source of this 2213-nucleotide messenger RNA. RefSeq names its product endoplasmic reticulum oxidoreductase 1 alpha (gene ERO1A). The coding region runs from base 546 to 1949 and encodes 467 amino acids. Gene Ontology annotation, biological process: protein folding in endoplasmic reticulum. Lineage: Eukaryota; Metazoa; Chordata; Mammalia; Chiroptera; Rhinolophidae. The transcript has 16 exons. The record is from RefSeq and is a predicted model, not a curated record. Gene Ontology annotation, molecular function: FAD binding; thiol oxidase activity; protein-disulfide reductase activity. Gene Ontology annotation, cellular component: endoplasmic reticulum membrane; endoplasmic reticulum.